Molecule: messenger RNA, 1248 nt
Organism: Cotesia congregata
Lineage: Eukaryota; Metazoa; Arthropoda; Insecta; Hymenoptera; Braconidae
Source: the annotation of a GenBank genome assembly
AUGCAGGCGGACAAUAUCUUAAUUUUCGUCAAUGUCAAAGGCGAUCCCUACGAUGAAGGCAGCCGCGAACUGUUCGGGGUGUUGGAAAUCCCCAACGACUUACGCGUUAAUUAUCUUAAGUCCACUGUAAUUCCAUACAGGGGGAAAAGGAAGCACUGUAUUCUGGCCGUGCCUAAAUAUAGAGCAGUCGAUCUCGUAUCCAUGGAUGACAUCUGUGAUACUUUGAAUAAUGUUGAAACAAAUGUAACAGAAUUAGGAUUAGAAUCAUUUAGUAUUGCAAAAACGGAUAAGAUCGAUGACGGAUUGGUAGGAUACGACUGCGGCGGAUCCUCCAUGAAUACUUCAACAUUAUCACUGUUGGAUGUAGGGGAGUGCAAAAUAGCGAACACCCCGCCUCAAUCGGAGACGGUCAAUAUUUAUCUUUUACAACCCGCGGAAAUAAUUCAAGUACACGUGAUGGAGUGUAAAAUUCUGAUUAAUUGGAAUAUUCAGCAUUGCGGCAUGCACUCCCAUACAUCCUUAGUACUAUACGGUAGAAGAGAAUACUAUAUGGAUAUAGACUAUAAUAAAUGUAAACGAAUGCACGAGACCGGGUCGGUCUGGCUAUUUGAUCGAGUGCCAUUCUACGAACUAAAGAUGAACAGUACAAGUCAUCGUUUGGCAAUUUUAGCAGGUAGUCAAAGUAUGGGGGGCGAUUGCGAAAAAGGAACCUUCAGUGAUGAAUACGGUACGUGGUCGGGAGUAGUAGUAGAUGCUACUUUUGAAAUAACAUUAACCGAAUACGAAACCGCGUUAAAUACUAAAACUAACGAAGUGAUGUUGCGUUCGGGAACGAUAUAUAACGCGGAAAAACUUACUUGCGUAACCAGUGACGGUAUGUCUGCAUUUUGGAGCGAAGUACCAAAGGACUCAUGCCUUAUGAAAUAUGCGCAACUUUACCACGGGCCCGCCACAAAAUUAGUCGGUCAAAACGAAUCGCCGGAUAUUUACUCACUCACGACAGAGGACAUCACAUUUGCACUCGCGCAGCGGGGCUGGAUGGACGUAUGUGGGCAUACGGACUACAGACAGUCAGCACCACCCGAAGAGAUGUCAUACGGGAAGCUAUCCAAGCAGCUGGAAGAUCAUCAACAGGAAGAUCCGCGUAUAAAACUACAUGAGUGUCUCAGUGGGGAAACUUUAGUGCGACUACGUAACCGCGAAGUGCGCGAUAAUAGCCAAAUCGAUCCGCCUCUCGCUAAAAACUGA